Molecule: messenger RNA, 189 nt
Organism: [Torrubiella] hemipterigena
Lineage: Eukaryota; Fungi; Ascomycota; Sordariomycetes; Hypocreales; Clavicipitaceae
Source: the annotation of a GenBank genome assembly
AUGGGUAAAGUUCACGGUUCUCUUGCCCGUGCCGGCAAGGUCAAGUCUCAGACCCCCAAAGUUGAGAAGCAGGAGAAGGCUAAGCAGCCCAAGGGUCGUGCUCUUAAGCGCCUCAAGUACACCCGCCGUUUCGUUAACGUCACCCUCACUGGUGGCAAGCGCAAGAUGAACCCCAACCCCGGCUCAUAA